Gadus morhua (Atlantic cod) is the source of this 2024-nucleotide messenger RNA. Its product is annotated as GRB2-related adapter protein. The record is from RefSeq and is a predicted model, not a curated record. Gene Ontology annotation, molecular function: protein binding. Lineage: Eukaryota; Metazoa; Chordata; Actinopteri; Gadiformes; Gadidae. The transcript is spliced from 6 exons. The coding region runs from base 96 to 866 and encodes 256 amino acids.
CACUGCUACUGCUGCUGCUGAUUUCCCUGGUGGUGGUCGUGCGUCGUCAAACCUCUGCUGUUUGUUUAUUUAAAGUGAGACUUCUGGACCACGGCAUGGAGGCAGUGGCUCUGUUUUCCUACACAGCAUCAGAGGUGGGGGAGAUCAGCCUGAAGAAAGGAGAUGUCAUUAAGGUGUUAGACAUGGAGGACGACCCCCAUUGGUUCACAGCAGAGAUCCAGGGGAAGCGUGGUUACGUGCCAGAAAACUACAUCUCCCUCCUGCCCCACACGUGGUUCGCAGGCCGGGUGACAAGACAGGACACAGAGCAGCGUCUGCGCUGGCAGCCUCAAGGGGCCUUCCUGGUCAGGGAGAGCGAGAGUGCCCCGGGAGAGUUCUCUCUCUCCGUGAGCUACGGUGACAUGGUGGAACACUUCAGAGUUCUGGAAGGCGGGGGCCAGUACUGCAUAUGGGAGGAGUCCUUCUGUUCCCUCAACCGAUUGGUGGACUACUACAGGAGUCACAGCAUCGCCGUAGAGAGGGCGGUGUACCUUCGAGACCUCCAGUCCAAUACACCCCAGCCACUGCCCGAGUCCUCCCGUAACCCCUACCCCAACCCUUAUAAGAACAGCCCCCACAGGCUGCACUCACGGGCCUCACCCCCCGAGAGGGAAGCCUCCUCGCGACCGUCGGAACCAGCUCUGGGGAUGCCGCAGAUGGCUCAAGCCCUGUAUGACUACAAGCCCCCCCACGCUGCCCACCUCCACUUCCUGCGGGGUGACAUCAUCGACCUGCUGGACUGCUCUGGGCUGGCCCACUGGACAGGAAGAUGUCAUGGAAGAGUUGGUUUAUUCCCCCCAGGAUACGUCCAACCUCUACACCACUAAGUCAUAUGUGUAUAAAUAUAUAAAUGCUAUAGUUGCAUAUGCUUAACCAUGUGUCCCAUGAUACAUAUAUAAAUAUCCAUAUAUUUUAUACGAAGACACUUUGUUGAGGAGUGGUUACUUUGUUAUUUGUUGGAGGCAUACCUCUUGUUGACAUAAGACACACCUGCUAAUUAUGCAUAGACUGAUGAUUCAUUCUUAAAUCUGUAUUGGGACAGCAAGCCCAAAGACAUCGUUUCUUUAGAGAAAUAUGGAGCAAGAAAUAUUUCCUGUUUACAGGGUCAUGGGUGGUGUGGGAGUUCAGGGUGAAAUCCUGAUCCAAUUAUAGAUCCCGUGUCUUGUACUGCAUGUGCUCAGUAAGGCUAUCCACCCUCCUUAAGCCCUAAAAAAUUGGCUAAUCUGCUUUUAAUGUGCAAAUUGAAUGAGAAAUUGUUUAUAGACCUCUGGUGCUGCGAUAAUUCAAUUUAUUGAGGUAUUUCAAGAAUAUAUACACAAAAAAAAAAAAAAUUAAAACCACGUUAGCCAUACAAACAUAUACUUUAUGAAUAAUAUAAAAAAAUUGGAUUACAAUUAUUAAUCUUCUUAACGAGACCUGAAAUCAUUGCUAUCAAAAACAUCAACCUACUUAUUAUCAUCAGAAAGGUUUAGAAGAAAGAUUAGCUUUUUUACGUAAACAUUUAAACAUAAAGCAGUUCUAAACUCUAUGUUGCACACAAACUAAAAUGCAUCUUCGCUAGCUAGUUCCCCUCGGGGUAACGUUGCAGUAGAAUGAUUUUAAACAUUUUGGGAAAAGUGAGUAUAUGCCAUUCAAUACACCAACAAGACUUUUAUUUUCAUAAAUAGGACACUGUGUGGAGGGAAUUGUGACUAAUAGGUCGCCAUGUCCUCUUAGUUGCUUGCAGCUAUCUGCAGGUACAAAAAUAGCAUGCCAUAAUUCUUAACAAAAUCUCAAAUGUGUAUCUUGUAGUUGCAUGGGCCCAAAGUUUUGUAUAUUAAGUAACUUUAUAUCGUUUUUAAGGGUUAAAGUGUUUUUGGAAAAAAUGUACCUGGAGUUCUUAUAAUUGAUAAAUUGUUAUAGGCUACCUAAUGUACAAACAGCUUCCUUUGUGGAUUUCCUUUGCUAUAAAUGAACAGAGAAUCCAAUAAAAAAUGUCAAAAUGA